Messenger RNA from Conger conger (European conger), 5155 nucleotides. RefSeq names its product mediator of RNA polymerase II transcription subunit 14-like. Gene Ontology annotation, molecular function: transcription coregulator activity. The record is from RefSeq and is a predicted model, not a curated record. Gene Ontology annotation, cellular component: mediator complex; core mediator complex. The transcript is spliced from 30 exons. NCBI's taxonomy places the organism in Eukaryota, Metazoa, Chordata, Actinopteri, Anguilliformes, Congridae. The coding region runs from base 319 to 4497 and encodes 1392 amino acids. Gene Ontology annotation, biological process: regulation of transcription by RNA polymerase II.
AUGAUGGCGGGGCUGAAGAGUUACAAUAUAACAUAUAGCUAACAGCGGUGAAUGCCGGCUUUUCCAUGGGCCGAAGUCGCAAGAGCCCGAUCGAAACGAAUAAGUCGUAGUGUUACAUUUGAGGGUCAGUUCCUUCCUAAAGUGAUCUAAUAUAAACGAAGACUUCUGCAUUCGUAAUCUUUCUUUUUGUUCUUACCGUUUGUCCAUCGAUCAAGCUAACUAGAUACCUAGCCUGGCAAGCAAGAUACCCUGCUAGCCAAGUUAGCUAGCUAGAGCUAGCUAGCUAACUAGCUAUAUCGGUCCAAUCUCUUCGUUAAAAUGGCUCCAGUGCAAAUUGCAUCAGAAGGCCAGCUGGUCCCGAUCGGGGGUCCAACGUCGGCACCAAUGGCUGCUCAACCGAGUGUCCCGGCAACGCACGGGGUCCGACUCAGCCUGCUAAUAGAAUUCCUUCUGCAGAGGACCUAUCAUGAAAUUACCUUGCUGGCCGAACUGCUUCCUAGGAAGACGGACAUGGAAAGGAAAAUUGAGAUUGUACAAUUUGCAAGCCGGACUCGACAGAUGUUUGUGCGCCUCCUGGCAUUGGUGAAGUGGGCCAGCAAUGCUGGGAAGGUUGAGAAGUGUGCGAUGAUCUCCAGCUUCCUGGACCAGCAAACCUUCUUGUUUGUGGACACUGCCGACCGGCUGGCGGCCUUGGCGAGGGAUGCCCUGGUUCAUGCCCGCCUGCCCAGCUUCGCUAUCCCCUUUGCCAUAGACGUGCUGACCACCGGAUCCUACCCACGCCUGCCCACCUGUAUCAGAGAUAAAAUCAUCCCCCCGGACCCCAUCACCAGAGGGGAGAAGCAGACCACCCUGAACCAGCUCAGCCAGAUCCUACGCCAUCGCCUCGUCACCACAGACCUGCCCCCCCAACUGGCCAACCUCACCGUGGCCAACGGGCGGGUGAAGUUUCGAGUGGAGGGCGAGUUUGAGGCUACGCUCACUGUGAUGGGGGAUGACCCGGAUAUCCCCUGGAGGUUACUGAAGCUGGAGAUUCUGGUGGAGGACAAAGAGACGGGAGAUGGCCGAGCCCUAGUCCACAGCAUGCAGGUGAACUUCAUCCACGAGCUGGUGCAGUCUCGCCUCUUUGCUGAUGACAAACCACUUCAAGAUAUGUACAACUGCCUGCACUCCUUCUGCCUGUCGCUGCAGCUGGAGGUGUUGCACUCUCAGACUCUAACUCUGGUUCGGGAACGCUGGGGUGACCUCGUCCAGGUGGAACGCUACCUGCCCGCCAAGUGCCUCACCCUCUCCGUUUGGAACCAACAGGUUUUAGGCCGUAAGACAGGCACAGCGUCUGUACACAAGGUCAAUAUCAAGAUUGAUGAAGCUGAUGGCUCCAAACCACUGCAAAUAUCCCAUGAUCCCCCACUUCCUGCUUGUGACUCAAAACUGCUGGAGAGAGCCAUGAAGAUCGACCAUCUGUCAGUGGAGAAACUCCUGAUUGACAGCGUCCAUGCGCGCUCCAAUCAGAAACUGCAGGAGCUGAAAGCCAUCGUGAAGAGCUACAACCCCAACGAGAACUCCUUCAUCGAGACCGCGCUCCCCACUCUGGUCAUUCCUGUCCUGGAACCCUGCGGCCGCUCCGAGUGCCUGCACAUAUUCGUGGAUUUGCAUUCUGGAAUGUUCCAGCCCAUGUUUUAUGGAGUUGAUCAGUCUGUGCUGGAUGACAUGGAAAAGUCCAUCAACGAUGACUCGAAGCGCAUUGGUUCUUGGCUGCAACAGCUGAAAUUUUGGCUUGGGGAGCAGCGGUGCAGGCAGUCGGUGAAGCACCUCCCCACCCUGUGCAGUGACAUCUUGCACCUCUCCAACGCCUCCUCCCACCCUGUGGGGGGCCUGUCCAAGCACCGCCUCUUCAUCAAGCUUACCCGCCUCCCGCAGUACCAUGUUGUGGUAGAGCUGUUGGAUGUACCCGGAAGCCCUACCGAGCUGGACUACAGGUACUACUUCCUGUCAGUGACCCAGGUGGAGGGCGACGAGGGCCUGCCCAGUGCCCAGCUCUUCCAGCAGUUCAAGCCCAACCUGGAGCAGCUGGUGCUGGAGCCCUCAUCAGGCAAGGGUGCCAGGCCAGGGGCCAAGAGGAAGCCGUCUGGGGACCAGGGUGCCGUCGAACCCAAAAAGCCCAAACGAUCUGGGGAGAUGUGCGCCUUCAACAAGGUCCUUGCCCACCUGGUGGCCAUGUGUGACACCAACAUGCCCUUCAUUGGCCUGCGCUGUGAGCUGUCCAACAUGGAUGUCCCUCACCAGGGUGUUCAGGUGGAGGGGGACUGCUGCAGUCAUGCCAUCCGCAUCCUCAGGAUCCCUCGGAGUAAAGGAGUCGGUGUGGAGACCCAGAAGGCUCUAGAGCGCUCCCUGCUGGACUGCACCUUCCGCCUGCAGGGCCGCAACAACCGUACCUGGGUGGCGGAGCUGGUGUUCUCCAACUGCCCCCUCUCCAGCACCUCCAGCAAGGAGCAAGCUUCCACCCGCCGUGUCUAUCUGACCUAUGAGAACCCUCUGUCAGAGCCUGUGGGCGGGCGCAAAGUGGUGCAGAUGUUCCUGAACGACUGGGACAGCAUCAACCGGCUUUACCAGUGUGUGCAGGAUUUUGCUCAGUCCCUGCCAGACAUCCCUUCCUAUCUCAGCCUCUUCGCUGAGAUCCGGCUGUUUAAUUACCGCAAGCUGGUCCUGUGCUACGGCAGCUCCAGGGGGAGUUCGGUCACGAUCCAGUGGAACUCCUCAACUCAGCGGUUCCACAUCUCUCUCGGCACGGUGGGGCCCAACUCCGGCUGCAGCAACUGCCACAACAUCAUCCUGCACCAGCUGCAAGAAAUGUUCAACAAGACUCCCACAGUGUUGCAGUUGCUGCAGGUGCUGUCGGAUACCCAGGCCCCUCUCAAUGCCAUCAACAAGCUGCCCACAGUGCCGAUGCUGGGCCUGACCCAGAGGACCAACACGGCCUACCAGUGCUUCUCCAUCCUGCCACAGUCGCCCACCCACAUCCGGCUGGCCUUCCGCAACAUGUACUGCAUCGACAUCUACUGCCGCAGCCGGGGCGUGGUGGCCAUCCGCGACGGCGCCUACAGCCUCUUCGACAACACCAAGAUCGUGGAGGGCUUCUACCCAGCUCCAGGACUCAAGACCUUCCUGAACAUGUUUGUGGACAGCAACCAGGAUGCACGAAGACGCUCCAUUAACGAGGAUGACAACCCGCCCUCUCCUGUGGGCGGGGACUCCGUGGACUUGAUGUACCAGCUGCAGCCCCAGCAGUUUGUGAAGCAGCAGGCAGGGGCCGGAGUGUACCCUCCCCUCACCUCCCCGCCUGCCCCAUACCAUGCCAACGUGGCACCCUCACCUACCAUGAUGCCCACGCAGUCUCCAGGAGCUCUGGACCCCAGCUCUCCUUAUGCCAUGGUCUCACCCAGCCAGCGCCCUGGCACCUGGCCCGGGUCGCCACAGGUUCCUGGCCCUUCCCCUGGGGCACGGAUCCACGGGAUGUCGCCAGGAAACCCCUCGCUUCACUCCCCCAUUCCGGAUGUCUCACACUCUCCACGCGCUGGGACCAGCUCCCAAGCAAUGUCAUCCAACAUGGCACCCCAUCGUAGGCUACCUCAGCGCUCUUGGGCGGCCUCCAUCCCCACUGUGCUUACCCACAGUGCCUUGCAUGUGCUACUACUGCCGUCUCCCACACCUUGCCUGGUGCCCGGGCUGGCCGCCAGCUACCUGUGCUCCCCACUGGAGCGGUUCCUUGGCUCCGUUAUCAUGAGGAGACACCUGCAGAGGAUCAUCCAGCAGGAGCCCAACCUCAACAUCCUUACCUCCAAUGAGCCUGGCGUCAUCAAUUUUAAGACCGAUGCACUGAAGUGCAGGGUGGCACUGAACCCCAAGACUUACCAGACCCUGCAGUUGAAGGUGACCCCUGAAAAUGUGGGCCCAUGGUCCCAGGAGGAGUUGCAGGUGCUGGAGAAGUUCUUUGAGACAAGGGUGGCUGGCCCUCCAUUUAAGUACAACACGCUAAAUGCCUUCACUAAGCUUCUGGGCGCGCCCACCAACAUUCUCAGAGACUGUGUCCGCAUCAUGAAGCUGGAGCUGUCCCCAGACCAGGCGGCCCAGCUCAAAUGGAACGUGCAGUUCUGCUUAACCAUUCCCCCCAGCGCCCCGCCCAUUGCACCCCCGGGAACUAUAGCUGUGGUGCUCAAAUCCAAGAUGCUGUUCUUUCUCCAGCUGACCCAGCGGCUGGUAGCGCCCCAGGAGCCCAUGAGCAUCAUAGUGCCCAUCGUGUACGACAUGGCCACAGGGCUGACCCAGCAGGCAGACAUACCGCGUCAGCACAGCUCCUCUGGGGCGGCUGCUCUCAUGGUCAGCACCAUCCUCAGGAGGUUCAACGAAGUGCACCCGCCCCGCCAGGGUGAAUGCACAAUAUUUGCUUCUGUUCAUGAUCUCAUGGCCAACCUCACACUGUCCCCUGGUGGACGUCCAUAGAUUGACCUCCAUUUCUCCGAAGCAGCUCUGGACAUUGUAUGCACUGGUUACAAAUUAGGCGGUCAAGUCAAGAAACCUUUCAACUGCAGCUAUAGGAUUCGCUUAUCCCAGGUGUACACCAUUCAUCAGAAAUGGAAAGAGAGUGGACUGUGAUCAGCGAUCAAACCUUUUGUUUUUCUAUACAAAUACAUUUUGUAAUAUUUAAAGAGGCAAUCAAGGACCUCUUGAAUUUGCAAGCGGUAAAUCUCUUUGAAGUAAAUGAGAAUUGUAUUUUUCAGACUUAUUUCUUUCAUUGGGAAAAGGUAAUAAGCCAGUGAGUUUGAGGUUUGUAUACCUACAGCUGUACAUUUGUAUAUUACAGUGUUUUAAAAAGAAUACAGAUGAUGUUUUGCAAGAAACUUUAUUCAGAUUCAUUUUUAUACCAAUACUAUUGAGGAAUUGGAGCAGUUUUCUUUCUUAAUGUUGUCAGUAAAUAUCCUUUCUUUCUGAUGUCAUGACAGAAAUUAAACACUUUUCUGUUAAGGCUGUCAAUUUUAUUACUAUAAAUCCGCAUUUAUAAGCAUUGUUUUAUUAUGGUUGCCUAUGAGGGCUAAAGCAAGAAUCUAAGACUGAUUGUCUGUCUUGAAGCACUAUUUAAUAAACCUAUAAACUAAAACGA